Bolinopsis microptera is the source of this 917-nucleotide messenger RNA. RefSeq names its product ciliary microtubule associated protein 1A-like. The coding region runs from base 32 to 820 and encodes 262 amino acids. Gene Ontology annotation, cellular component: cytoskeleton. The transcript has 7 exons. The record is from RefSeq and is a predicted model, not a curated record. NCBI's taxonomy places the organism in Eukaryota, Metazoa, Ctenophora, Tentaculata, Lobata, Bolinopsidae.
CAGAUUUUAGUGUGAAUGUGUUUUAAUGUGAAUGUGUUACGCCAAAGAUUUUAAAGAUAUGCCGUCUUACGCCGUUGUUACGACGACAACCAAGUUGCCGAUUGCUGCAAUGAUGAAAGGGCCUGGCCCUGCCAAAUACGGACUACCUUCUUGUUUAGGUCACCCUGGACAUGAUAUCAGAAAGUCCAAAUCACCAGCCUUCUCGUUUGGGCGGCGAUUAAAGACCGUAACCAGCAGUGACAGUCCGGGGCCCGCCUAUAUGUUUCCUGCUCGCAUGACGCGUCAGGGUGGGGACGGUGCUCCUGCGUACAGCUUACAUGGCAGACCCAAAAUGGCCAAACCUCUAGCUACUCCUGCACCAGGGCAUUAUAGACCGGAACGGAGACGUAACAGUGCUUCUGGCUACUCCUUCGGAAUGAGGACUAAAACCUUCACCCACGAUAGCACGCCCUCUCCCAGUGCUUACACUAUACCAUCGUAUGUUGGUAGUGGAGAGCGUUCCUCCAGAGCAGUUUCUCGCUCAUCUGCGCCUGCUUACUCCAUGACCGGAAGAAGCAAAAUUGGGAGCUUCCACGAGGACUUGAGACGGACCCCGGGACCUGGUUCAUAUAAAACUAUCAUACCUUCGGUCUACAAAUACAAGAGCCCAACUUACUCGAUGAAUGGAAGGAACUAUCUUCCUAAUGAUGCAACAAAGAAACCCGGACCAGGGACUUAUACACCAGAAAAAGUAGUAGUUAACAGAGACAUAGCCCCGAAAUUCUCUUUCGGAGUGAGGCAUUCUGAGUACAUGGCCAUGAUGCCAGCGUGCAGGGAAUAGCGAUACCAUUACCAGAUACCAUUAUAGAUUUAUAAAUAUAUAGAUCUUGCAAUUUUAAUGCUUCAGAAUUUUGUUUUCUUUUUAGGAAAAUAUCUUG